AUCGCGCCCAUGCUACACGUAUCGACACGAGAAUUCCGUCAGCUGUUUCGUAUUCUGUCAAAACGCGUUGUGCUCUGGACGGAAAUGGUGGUGGACGAGCUCGUGUAUCACAACCACGAAGAUCGAUCCAACGGGACGCUCGAGACACACCUGGGAUACGACGACACAAACGAACAUCCCGUGAUCUGUCAGCUCGGUGGCAUUGUCCCAUCCCACACAGCCUUGGCGACCCAAUUGGCGGUGGAGCGAGGCUACGACGAAAUUAAUCUCAACGUGGGGUGUCCCAGUGACCGGGUCAGCGGGAAACGCGAAUUUGGUGCCGUGCUUAUGAAACAACUCUCCCGCUUGCUGUUGUUGGUACAGGCGAUGCGAGAGAAUGCCGGCGAUACACCUAUUUCCGUCAAAUGUCGACUCGGUGUGGACGAUUGGGACUCCUGGGAAGUGCUGGAGGAAUUUGUCGAUACGCUCCGUCCGUACUGUCGGAUUUUCUACGUACACGCGCGCAAGUGUCUGUUGCAAGUACUGAGUCCAGCGCAGAAUCGACUCGUUCCUCCGCUCAAUUAUCCACGGGUGUACCGAUUGUGCGAACGUUUUCCCGACUGUGACUUUUACAUCAACGGAGGCAUUCCCGGAUUGCGAGCCGCCAAA
Phaeodactylum tricornutum CCAP 1055/1 is the source of this 648-nucleotide messenger RNA. RefSeq lists its product with no specific name. The annotation marks the transcript as partial. The record is from RefSeq and is a predicted model, not a curated record. Gene Ontology annotation, molecular function: flavin adenine dinucleotide binding; tRNA dihydrouridine synthase activity. Lineage: Eukaryota; Bacillariophyta; Bacillariophyceae; Surirellales; Neidiaceae. Gene Ontology annotation, biological process: tRNA dihydrouridine synthesis. The transcript has a single exon.